AUGGCAGCCACAGGUAUUCAGCUCGACAUGGAGGCACAGCUCAAGUCCAAGCAGCUUGAGGCGAGGCAGCUGCAGGCCAAGGUACAGGAAGUUCGCCUUCAAGCCCAGCAGCUUCGCAUCCAGCUGCAGGCCAUGGGUGCUCAAGACACCCUCGUCCCAUGCAAGCUCCAGGCCGGUGGCACCGAAGAACCCUCCGAGCUCCGUGCUCUCCUGGAGUGGCUGGUUGGAGCUGUGGACUUGCAGCGCCAAGUCAUCUUUGAGUGCGGUUGCGGCGAGGGAGAGGUCCAGGUUGGUGGUCGCCGGGUGACUCUGAAUCGCAUGGUGACCUGGCAGAUGGGGGAUUCCCUGAAGCUGUCUGUGCCGUUAGAGCUGCAGGCGGAGAUAGCGGGCAUGCUGAGCGAGGCUCGGCAACGAGGUCUUGAGGAGGCCUCCCUGCGCCUGGCGAAGAACUGGGAGCUCUUGGGGGCCGAGGUGGUCUCCAAUGCAGGCUCCCCGGAGCCUGCCAUCUUCCUCGUCCAUCGGGGAACAUCACAGGCGGUGGUCAUUGCAAAGUGGCCGUCCGUUGACUUCACGCAGCUGCCAGCAGGCUUCGAUCCGGAAAGCCAUUUUCUUUCCCAGAAGACCCCGAAUCCUGACGGCCCUGACGCGGCGACCUCGGCUCUGACCAUCUCCCAACCGGGUGACCGUGUAGAGGUGGAGUACGAGGGGCAUUGGUUCACGGGCACAUUGCAAUCUGUGGAUGGUGAUAUUGUGAACGUUGUCUGUGAUGUGGACUCUCCCGGUGUGAUCACAGUUGCUCCAAUUACGGCCGUGAGACCUGCACGGCCUUCGAAGCGGCUCCUGGAGGAUGCAGACAAGAAGCUGCGGCACAUGAGGGCCAGGUCCAUUGGCUGA
Messenger RNA from Symbiodinium pilosum, 894 nucleotides. Lineage: Eukaryota; Dinophyceae; Suessiales; Symbiodiniaceae. The record is from the annotation of a GenBank genome assembly.